Messenger RNA from Colletotrichum lupini, 552 nucleotides. RefSeq lists its product as uncharacterized. The record is from RefSeq and is a predicted model, not a curated record. The coding region runs from base 1 to 552 and encodes 183 amino acids. NCBI's taxonomy places the organism in Eukaryota, Fungi, Ascomycota, Sordariomycetes, Glomerellales, Glomerellaceae. The transcript has 3 exons.
AUGGGAGAGAUUCUCGUAGAUAGACGGAAAGUCGGUAUCAACGUCGCCGGCUCAACCCGGAUAUCCCGAAGUGAUGUUCCUCAUAUGAUGUUUAAUGGUAUUGGGUACAUCUUAAGUAGAAAGUUUGCAGCUCCCAUUUUCUAUCUCUGGGCGCGGCACGUGUCUGGUGGUGGUAGUCCUAGUGCUUCUGCCCCGGCUUUUACAGGUAAUUCGACGGAACGCAUUGCGAGUCAUAUACUACGGUUACGAUUGCUGAUAGUGCCGGUAUUGUCGGAGAACGGAGGUCAGCAGGACUCCGCUGACAUAUCCGGGCGGGUGCCGGAGGGGCCGAGAAAUCUUAACCUCUGGAUGGCCCCACAUAGUCCACUAUCGGCUUUGCCUCUCAGGCUCCUCAGCUUCACCGAGUGGAUCUCGCCAGGCGCCGGUGGUCCGGAAACCGGCGGAAGUGAUUCCGGAAGAAGGACCCACUCUUCCAAUGUGCCGCAAGGCCGCAAGGCCAAAACGCCACCAACCCUGGUCGGUGCACUGAUCGCCGGUUGUGCGAGAGACUGA